Messenger RNA from Oryctolagus cuniculus (rabbit), 15825 nucleotides. NCBI's taxonomy places the organism in Eukaryota, Metazoa, Chordata, Mammalia, Lagomorpha, Leporidae. The record is from RefSeq and is a predicted model, not a curated record.
AUAAGAUUAUACAAUGAAUCUUUUAAUUUCUAAUAAAAUGAAUUUUGAAACAAGCAUGUUUUUACCUAAAACAAGAAAAAGAGACCAAUACCAAUAUAUUGUGUAAAAAAACUAGGGAACAGUUAAGAAGAAAAGAAAAGCAAUAUCAUAAAGAAGUAGAAGUGAAACAACUUGAAGUGACACAUAGAACACUAGAAUUGGAUGCGAGGACUUCAAAAAACAAUUUGACCCAGUUCCAAGAAUCAGAAGAUGAACAAAAGGAGUUGGUACAAAACACUGAGAAAAUUCAAGAUCAUCUGGAAAAGCAUGAUCAGGAAAAUCAUGAGUUGAAAGAUACAAUACUAAAGCAAGCAAGGGAAAUUAAAAAUCUUCAGGAAAUCCUUUUCAGACUAAGUUCAGUAGAUAUGAAACACCUGCAGCAGCAACAGGAUGACAUUGAGAAAAGGCAAUGUAAAUCGGAGGCAUCGCUGAGAGAGAUGGCACAGUUUUACCUUAAGUUAAACAGCAAGAUGCAGGAUAUAAUGAACAAGUUAGAUGAAAUCAUCAGAAAAUUCCAGGUAUCAGAAAAUCUACACCAAGGAGUGGUAGAAAAUGUAAAGAAGACACAAGAUUAUCUAGAACACUACAAUUCAAGGCUUCAGUCUGAAAUUUUGGAAAUGAAAGAUAUCGUCAAACUGCAUGCUGGCAGUAUUGAAGAGCUGCAGAAAAAUCUGAUAAGACCAAGUUCAGUAGAUGUGAAACACCUGCAGCAGCAACAUGAUGAGCUUCAGCAAAGACAGUCUAAAUCAGAAGCAUCCCUGGAAGAUAUGGCGUGUUUUUACUAUAAGUUGAACAAUAAGACAAAGGAUAUAAUGGACGAGUUAGGUGAAAUCAACAGAAAAUUCCAGGAAGCAGCAGCACUACACCAAGAAGAGGUACAAAAUGCAAGGAAGUUACAAGAUCACCUUGAACACUAUAAUGCAAGGCUUAAAUAUGAAAAUUCAGUAUUAAAAGAUACCAUCAAAGUUCAGGCAAACAGAAUUGAAGAGCAACAGAAGUACCUGAUAAGACCAAGUUCAGUUUCACCGGAUAAUGUAAGAAGAUGUUGUAUGAACUCAGAAACUGAAAUCCAGAAAUUGAAGAAGGAAUUAAGUGACCUCAGGAGACAAUUUAAAGAUGAACAGCAACACAUACUGCUGCUUGCUGAGUUAAAUCAAGCUCUGCAGGACAAACUGGAUGAAGAGAUGAAGAAAAAUGGUGAUUUAGGAGACAAGAUAACUCAGCCAGCUCUCUGCUGUGGCCCAGGAGUGCAGUGGAGGAUGGCCCAAGUGCUUGGGCCCUGCACCCCAGGGGAGACCAGGAGAAGCGCCUGGCUCCUGCCUUCGGAUCAGCAUGGUGCGCCGGCCACAGUGCGCCAGCCGCGGCGGCCAUUGGAGGGUGAACCAACGAAAAAAACAUCAUGUCAAAAAAGUUCAGAGUAUCUAAUGGAGAGUGAUGACAUUUCAAAAAGUAUACAAAAAGAACACAGAAUCCAUGUUGGGAUAUCUACACUCUCCAAAAUGAAAGCUCCUCAGGAAGCCAUUUCUAAAGAAUUGGACGAAUAUAAGCAACUCCUUCUAGAGGGAUUUGAAGAUGUGAGAAGAAAACAAGAUGAGAUCAUUCAGGUUGCAAAAGCUUUUUCAAAGCAAGUAAAUGAAGUUAAUGAAGUAUUAGCAGAGGUCAGAACUAAAAAUUUUCUCCUGGAGAAACAACAGACUGGAACAUUAACCAAGUCUGUUACUACGCAAACUUCAGUAGCUUCACAUAGCGUUGGAAAUUGUGCUAAUAGUUUCUGGCUCAGCAGAGAUCUUACUCCACAACAGAACUUGGAGACUCCUACUUCAGCAACUCAGGCUUCACAUCACAACACUGCAGAGUCUUUGGACACGUUUGCCCUUCAGGAUCUUGACACCUCAACUUCAUGGGGAAGAUCUUUUCAGAACAUUGAACAAUAUAGGAGUCAACAAAAUUUUUUCUUCAUGCCAGAAUAAAGAUGUGGAAAGCACAACACAAUUUAAGUAGCAAACGAGAUGGAGCUACUGAGGAACUUAAAAAGUGACCUAGGAACCAACGAGUCCAGUUUAAGUCAACGUGUAUUUUUAAAAGUGUCAAAAGAAUAUGUACACAUUUUAAAGAAAAAAUAUGCUCUGUAUUACAAACAAUUACUGACCACUGCUAUGUAACACAUUUACCAUUUACUUAUGCUCUUUAUAUUAUAAAAUUUUACUGACCACUGCUUAUGGAACACACCUGUUAUUUCUUUUUAAAUAUAUUAUGUGGGAAAAUCUUCAUUAACUGAAACAUUUAGUGUUAUGUAUCUACAAUUGAAAUUUUGUAUUUCCAAUUUAUAUUUUUUGAAAGAUAGAGAUAGUGGUAAGGGAGGGAGCAAGAAAAAGGGAAAGGGGAAAAGAGGGGGAAAACAGAGAGAUCCCCCUUCCAAUAGUACAGUACCCAUAUAUCUGCAGUGAAAUAUAGGUGGGCUGUGCUGAAGCCAGGAUCCAGGAAUUCAAUUCAGGUAUCCUACUUAUGUGGCAAGGAUCCAAUUACUUGUUCUAUCACUCGCCACUUCCCAGAGUACACAUUAUUGGAAGCUGGAAUCAGGAUGGGAGCCUGGUCUUGCUAGGGAUUCCACCAGGGAUUCAGGAUAUUUCAAACGGCACCUUAACUUCUGUUCCCAAUGGCAGGCCAGUUGCAGCACAUGAAACUGUUUGUUGGGAUGUAUAACUAACUUAGCACAGAUUUUGCAAAUGAAAAGCAGUAUGAUUAACUUUUACAAACUCAAUUGUCCAAAUGGUGGCCAUUAUACAGCACCCAGAAAACCAAGUUGAAUUGAAUACUUUAAUGGGAUUAAUUAAGGGCUUCUUUGUAUUUGCCAAUUUUUGCUACUACAUACAAACCUAAUGAUUUGGAUAGACAUCAUUUUGGUACACUGAUACUCUGGCCAGUGUCAAUACCAUUGCUUGGAUGCAAUAUAAUUUUAUAGUGCUACCAAAAUUAUGUAAUUUUAACUUUAGGCAUUGAUUCAUACACCUUCUUCAUGGAGAAAUUAUGUUUACCUAUGGCUUUCCAUGUUUCCUUUUUAAUUUUUAUUACCUUUUAGGAAACAGUCUUAAAAUUUAAAAAAAAAAUAAGUUUUAGUACAAAUAAUUUGCCCUCUUAAAGAAAGUGAGAGUCAUCUGCUGACAUUAUGCCAUCACCUCUGACUACUUUGGAAUAUAUUUCCUAUAGUUAAGGACAUACUAAAUACAAUAAAACACUCAGAAUCACAAAGUUAACAUUAUUCUGUGUAUCUGCAGAUUUUUUUCCAGUUUUGUUACAUGUCUUGUGAUGUCCUUGAUAAUAAGAGAGUCCCACUCAGAUCCAUGAAUUUCUUUUAGUUGUUGCCUUUCUUAGAUUUCUUCAGUCUGGAGGAGUUCCUUCCUUUUCUUUGACAUUAAUGACCAUGGAUCUUUUGAAGACUAAAUUCCAAUCAUGCAGAAUGUCCCUGAUUGGAUAUUUUCUGAUAUUUCAGUAUAAUUAGGUUAGGAUUAUACACUUUUUGUUAAGGGCAUAACAGAAGGGAUUCUGUGAUCAUUGCAUACUGUCAUGUAACCUACACUUUUGAUUUCUCCCAUUACUAGUGAUGUUGCUGAUGCUGUCUGUUGCAUUUCUCCUGUGUAGUGUUCCCUCUUUUACAUUUCACUUAGUUUUAAUCAGGUUUCGUCAUUUGAGACUAAAUAUCUGUUCUUUCUCAAUUUUUUAUGAUUCAAUUUUUAUGUUUUUUAUUUUUUAGAAAACAUUUAAUAAAUAUAAAUUUUGAAAGUACAACUUUUGGAUUAUAGCUGUUUUUCCCCACAUAACCACCCUUCCAUCCAAAAAUCAUCCCACCUCCUAUUCCCUCUCCCAUCUCAUUCUUCAUUAAGAUUAUUUUUAAUUAUCUUUAUAUACAGAAGAUCAACUUAGUAUAUACUAAGUAAAGAUUUCAACAAUUUGUACCCACACAGACACACAAAGUAUACAGUACUGUUUGAAAAAUAUUUUUACCAUUAAUUCUCAUAGUACAACACAUUAAACACAGAUCCUACAUGGGGAGUAAGUGCACAGGGACUCUUGUUUUUGAUUUAACAAUUGAUACUCUUACAUUUAUGACAUCAGUAAUAACCUGAGGCUCUUGUCAUGAGCUGUCAAGGUUAUGGAAGCCUCUUGAGUUCAAAAACCCCAGACCUUAUUUAGACAAGACCAUAAUCAAAGUGGAAAUUCUCCCCUCCGUUCAGAGAAAGGUACCUCCUUCUUUGAUGGCCCAUUGUUUCUGCUGGGCUCUCACUCACAGUGAUCUUUCAUUUAGGUCAUUUUUUGCCACAGUGUCUUGGCUUUCCAUGCCUGAGAAACUAUCAUGAGAUUUUUAGCCAGAUCUGAAUGCCUUAAGGGCUGAUUCUGAGGCCAGAGUGCUGUUUAGGGCAUUUGCCAUUGUAUGAGUCUGCUGUGUAUACUGUAUACUGCUUCCCAUGUUGAGUCAUUCUCUCCUUUUUAAUUCUAUCAAGUAUUAUUAGCAGACACUGGUCUUAUUUAUGUGAUCCCUUUGACACUUAAUACUAUCUUUAUGAUUAAUUAUGAACGUAAACUGAUCACUUUAACUAGUAAGAUGGCAUUGGUACCUGCCAACUUAAUGGGAUUUGGAGUCCAUAGCACGUUUUUAGCUUUACCUUUAGGGGUAAGUUCAAGUGAGCCUCUGCCGAACUGCACAUCUCUUCCCUCUCAUUGCCAUUCUUAUUUUUAACAGGCAUAAAUUUUCAGUUGGAUUCUAACUGCUAAGAAUAAUUGUGUGUUAAAUAAAGAGAUUGAUCAAUGGUAUUAAGUAGAAAAAGAAAAUACUAAAAAGAAUAAAAUAGUAAGUUUUUCCUUGACAGUAAGGACACGGGCUGAUCAAAUCACUGUUCCUCAUAGUGUCAGUUUCACUUCCACCAUUUUCUAUGUAGGUGCUUGGUUAGUUGUCACAGAUCAGGGAGAACAUAUGAUAUUUGUCCCUUUGGGACUGGAUUAAUUCACUCAGCCUGGUGUUUACCAGAUUCCUCCAUUUUGUUGCAAAUGACUGGAUUUCAUUUUUUUUAUCGAUGAGUAGUAUUCUACAGAGUACAUAUCAAAUAAUUUCUUUAUCCAGUCUACUGUUGAUGGGCAUUUGGGUUGAUUCCAUGUCUUAGCUAUUGUGAAUUGAGCUUCAAUAAACAUUGAGGUUCAGACAACUCUUUUAUUUGCCAAUUUAAUUUCCUUUGGGUAAAUUCCAAGGAGUGGGAUGGCUGGGUUGUAUGGUAGGGUUAUAUUCAGGUUUCUGAGGAAUCUCCAGACUGACUUCCAUAGUGGCUUUACCAGUUUGCAUUCCCACCAACAGCAGGUUAGUGUCCCUUUUUCCCCAAAUCCUCACCGACAUCUGUUGUUGGUAGAUUUCUGUACAUAAGCCAUUCUAACUGGGGUGAGGUGAAACCUCAUUGCGGUUUUGAUUUGCAUUUCCCUGAUGGCUAGUGAUCCUGAUCAUUUUUUCAUGUGUCUGUUGGCUGUUUGGAUUUCUUCUUUUGAAAAAUGUCUAUUGAGGUCCUUGGCCCAUCUCUUGAAUGGAUUGUUUUGUUGUUGUGGCGUUUCUUGAUCUCUUUGUAGAUUCUGGUUAUUAAUCCUUUAUCAGUUGCAUAAUUUGCAAUUAUUUUCUCCCAUUCUGUUGAUUGCCUGUUCACUUUAAUGACCUUUUCUUUUGCAGUACAGAAACUUCUCAAUUUGAUGUAAUCCCAUUUGUUAAUUUUGGCUUUGUCUACCUGUGCCUUUAGGGGCUUUUCCAAGAAGUCUUUGCCUGUGCCUAUAUCUUGCAGAGUUUCUCCGAUGUUCUCUAAUAAUUUGAUGGUUCCAGGUUUUGGUUUUGAUCUUUAAUCCAUGUUAACUGAAUUUUUGUAUAAGGUGUAAGGUAGGGGUUUUGCCUCAUACUUCUGCAUGUGGAAAUCCAGUUUUCCCAGCACCAUUUGUUGAAGAGACUGUCCUUGCUCUAGGAAUAGGUUUUAGCUGCUUGAUCAAAUAUAAGUUGGUUGUAGAUGUUUGGACUGAUGUCUAGUAUUUUUACUCUGUUCCAUUGGUCUUGCCAUCUGUUUCUAUAUCAGUACCGUGGUGUUUUGAUUAUAACUGCCCUGUAAUCUGUAGUAUGUCUCGAAAUCUGGUAUUGUGAUGCCUCUGGCUCUGUUUUUGUUGUAUAAGAUUCUCUGGCUAUUCGAGGUCUCCUGUGCCUCCAUGUGAAUUUCAGCAUCAUUUUAUCCAGAUCUGAGAAGAAUAUCUUUGGUAUUUUGAUUGGUAUUGCAUUGAAUCUAUAAAUUGCUAUUGGAAGAAUGGACAUUUUGAUGAUAUUGAUUCUUCCAAUCCAUGAGCAUGGAAGAUUUUCCCACUUUUUGGUAUCCUCUUCUCUUUCUUUAAAGUUUUGUAAUUCUCAUCAUAGACAUCUUUGAUAUCCUUAGCUAACUUUUUUCCAAGGUAUUUGCUUUUUUAUUGUUGCUGUUUUGAAUGAGAUAGAUAGAAGUUCUUUCUCAGCCAUGGCAUUGUCUGUUUAUAGAAAAGAUGUUGAUUUUUGUGCAUUGAUUUUAUAUCCUGCUACUUUGCCAAACUCUUCUAUGAGUUCCAAUAGUCUCUUAGAGGAAUUCUUUGGAUCCCCUAAAUAAAGGAUCACAUUGUCUGCAAAGAAGGAUAAUUUUAAUUCUUCCUUCCCAAUUUGUAUCCCUUUAAUUUCUUUUUCUUGCCUAAUGGCUCUGGCUAAAACUUCCAGUCCUAAACUGAAUAGCAAUGGUGAGAGUGGGCAUCCCUGCUAGUAACAGAUCUGAAAUGUUUCCAACUUUUCCCUAUAUGGUAUCAGCCUUGGAUUUUUCAUAAAUUACCUUGAUUGUGUUGCAGAAUGUUCCUUUUAUACCCAAUUUGUUUAUGUUUUCAUCAUGAAAGGGUGUUGUAUUUUAUCGAAUGCUUUCUCUGCAUCUAUUGAGAUAAUCAUAUGGUUUUUCUUCUGUAGUUGGUUAAUGUGGUGUAUCGCCUUGAUUGAUUUGCGAACGAUGAACCAUCCCUGCAUACCAGGGAUAAAUCCCACUUGGUCUGGGUGGAUGAUCUUUCUGAUGUGUUGUUGCAUUCUAUUAGCCAGAAAUUUAUUGAGGAUUUUGACCUCUAUCCAUCAGGGAAAUUGGUCUGUAAUUCUCUUGGCUGCAUCUUUUUCAGGUUCAGGAAUUGAGGUGAUUCUGGUGUCAUAGAAAGAAUGUGGGAGGAUUCCCUCUCUUUCAAUUGUUUUAAAUAGUUUGAGGAGAAUUGGAGUUAGUUCUUCUUUAAAUGUCUGGUAGAAUUCAGCAGUGAAUUCGUCUGGUCCUUGGCAUUUCUUUGUAGGGAGGGCCUUUAUUAAUGAUUCAAUUUCUGACUUGCUUAUGAGUCUGUUUAGGUUUUCUGUGUCUUCAUAGUUCAAUUUAGGUAGGUUGUAUGUGUCCAGCAAUCUAUCCAUUUCUGCUAGAUUUCCCUGCUUGUUGGCAUACAACUCUUUGUAGUAAUUUCUGAUGACUCCUUAUUUCUGUGGUGUCUGUUAUGACAUUCCCUUUUUCAUCUCUGAUUUUAUUGAUGUGGGUCUUUUUUUUUAAGCUAGUUGGGCCAAUGGGGUGUCAGUUUUGUUUAUUUUUUCAAAAAAACAGUUCUUAAUUUUGCUGAACUUUUGUAAUUUUUUUUUAUUCAAUCCUGUUGAUUUCCUCUCUAAUUUUAAUUAUUUCUCUUCUACUAGUUUCUGGUUUGCUGCAGUUUUUCUAGAUCCUUGAGAUGCAUUGAUAACUCAUUUAUUUGGUGCUUUCCAAUUUCUUGAUGUAGGCACCUAUUGAUAUAAACUUUCCUCUUAACACUGCUUUUGCUGUAUCCCAUAAAUUUUGAUAUGUUGUAUUGUUAUCAUUUACUUCCAGAAAGUUUUGAUUUCUCUUUUUGAUUUCUGUAUGACCCACUGUUCAAUUUGGAGCAUGUUGUUCAGUCUCCGUGUGCUUGCAUAUGCUCUGGAGAUUCCUGAGUUGCUGAUUUCUAGCUUUAUUCCAUUGUGGUCUGAGAGAUGCAUGUAUGAUUUUGAUUCUUUUGAAUUUGCUAAGACUUGCUUUAUGGCCUAGUAUGUAGUCAGUCCUAGAGUAGGUUCCAUGUACUGCUGAGAAGAAUUUAUAUUCUUUAAGUGCAGGAUGAAAAGUUUUAUAGAUAUCUGUUAGAUCCAUUUGGUCUAUAUGUCAAUUAAAUCUACUGUUUCUUUGUUGAUUUUCUGUCUGGUUGAUCUGUCCUUUGCUGAAAGUGAAGUAUUGAAUUCCCCCACUACUACUGUAUUGGAGUCUUAGUCUCCUUUCAGUCUCUUAACAUAUCUUUUAAAUAUCCCGGUGCCCUGUAACUAUGUGCAUAAAUGUUUAUAAUAGUUACAUCUUCCUGUUGGAUUGAUCCCUUAAUCAUUAUAUAGUGUCCCUUUUUGUUUUCUUUUAACAGUUUUGUUGUUAAAGUCUAUUUUGUCUGAUAUUAAGAUGGCUAUGCCAGCUCAUUUUUCAUUUUGGUUGGCAUGGAAUAUCUUUUGCCAACCUUUCACUUUCAGUCUGUAUGCACCUUUGUUGGAAAGAUGUGUUUCUUGUAAGCUGCAAGUAGAUGGGUUUUGUUCCUUAAUCCAUUCAGCCAGUCUGCAAAUUUUGACUGGAGAGUUGAAGCUAUUUACGUUCAUUAUGACUAUUGGUAAGUAGUGACUUGCCCUAUCAUUUUUCCAAAGAUAUUUCUAAUAUAUAUUUGAACUUCCUGUAAUCUUUUACUGAGAGAUUUUUUUUUCCUUUACCUUCUUUCAUGUUGAUGACAGUGUUUCUGUGUGUAACACAUUUUAAGCAUUUUUUGCAGGGCUGAAUGAGUGGUGACAAAUUCUUUCAAUUUCUGUUUGCUAUGAAAGGUCUUUAUUUCACCUUCAUUCACAAAUGAGAGCUUUGCAGGAUAUAACAUUCUGGGCUGGCAGUUUUUUCUGUUAGUGCUUGGGCUAUAUCUCGCCAUUUCCUCCUAGCCUGUAGGGUUUCUGAUGAGAAGUCUGCUGUGAGUCUAAUUGGAGAUUCUCUGAUGGUAAUCUGGCAAUACUCUCGCACAUUUUAGAAUCUUUUCUUUAUGUUUCACUGUGGUGAGUUUGAUUACAAUGUGUCAUGGAGAGUAUCUGUCCUGGUCCUGUCUAUUGGGAGUUCUGUGUGCUUCCUGUACUUGAGGUCUCUUUCUUUCUCCAAACUUAUGAAGGUUUCUACUAGUAUCUCACUAAAAAGGCCUUCUAAUCCUUUUUCUCUCCGUGCCUUCAAGAAGUCCCAGAACCCAAAUGUUGGGUUUUUUAAUAGUAUCCUGUAGAUUCCCAGUAAUAUUUUUUAGAUUUCUAAUUUCCUCUUCUUGUCUUUGGUUUGACUGUAUACUUUGCUGUGCUCUGUCUUCUAAGUCUGAUAUUCUCUCUUCUGCCUCACUGAUUCUGUUUUUAAGACUCUCAACUGUAUGUUUUAUUUGUUCUUCUGAAUUCUUCAUUUCAUUUUGAUUUCUCUUCAAUAUCUCAAUUCCAUGUUCUAUUGGAUUCCUCAUUUCAUUUUGAUUCUUCCAAAGAUUUCAUUUUCUUGAGAGAGAUUUUCUUUCAUGUCCUGCAUGGAUUUCAGUAGUCCAUGCAUUUGUUUUUGAUUACUUCUAAGUAUUCUAAUCAUCAAAUUUUUGAGUUCCAUUUAUUGCAUUUCUUCUUUCUCAUCGACUUCAUAAUCUUGUAUUGAAGUGUCAUGUUCUUUUUUUUUUUUUUUGACAGGCAAAGUUAGACAGUGAGAGAGAGACAGAGACAGAGAGAACGGUCUUCCUUCCAUUGGUUCACCCCCCAAAUGGCCACUAUGGCCAGCAUGUUGUGCCGAUUCGAAGUCAGGAGCCAGGUGCUUCCUCCUGUUCUCCUAUGUGGUUGCAGGGCCUAAGCACUUGGGCCAUCCUCCACUGCCUUCCCGGGCCACAGCAGAGAGCUGGACUGGAAGAGGAGCAUCCAGGACAGAACCGGCACCCCAACCAGGACUAGAACCCGGAGUGCCAAUGCCGCAGGUGGAGGAUUAGCCUAGUGAGCCACGGCACUGGCCAAGUGUCAUGUUCUUUUAGGAGUAUCAUAUUGUCUUCCUUAUUCUUAUUUUUUGGAUUGUUCCAAUUGUGGUUUGGCAUUUGUGGAGAUACUCAUUGAUUUCUUCUUCUCCCCCCCCCCACUUCAGUGCCUUUUAUUGUUUUACAAUGACUUUGUAGAUAAUUGGACUGUCUGAAUCUCUAGAGGCUUGUGGUGUGUGUGGCCAGAGAUCUCUGUUCAGUUUUUCAAGAUUAAGGGCAUGCCUAAGGUGACACCCCCAGGUUUGGCAUGGUAAAUCUUCCCUCCCUUUUAUUUUUUAAUCAAAUGGGAAGCAAUUCUGCUCAGCUGAGCUCUUCUCCUCGAUGGCAAUCAGUGCCUGAGUGCUAGCACGAUUGGGCAUAAUAUUCAUCUGCUCUGUUCCAAGGACCACGCAAAGGAUCUGUUCAGUCCUCAGUGUAAGUUCAUAUUCCCCUGCAAUGUCUCUCCCGGGUAACCAGAGCUGUCUGAGCUUGCAGCAUCUGCCAAUGAGACUCAAAGUCUCAGCCACACCUUGAGUUCUCCCACACACCCUCAGGUUUUUUUUCCCACAGUCCCAGUUCAGAAGCAUCACACAGUCACAAGUUCCUAGCCGCCUGUUAUUUCUCCCUACCAGAGUCGAGUCUCCACUCAGCUGAUUGCUGGUUGCAGCCCAGAGCUGGAACAGCUGUUACAUAUGUCCAAAAUGGCGCUUACUCUGUUGGCUCCUAUGUCUUUGUAAGGUGAUUUGAGAGAAAUGUGUCUGUACUCUCCCUUUUAUUUUUUAUCUCCUCUAGUUAGGCUAGUGUACUUUCCCCCACAGGGCUUCAAGCCUCAUUCCCUCUAGGCCCUUCCUGCUGCUUGUUGGCCAGUGUCUCAGGCUACUGCAGUCUCAUCUCACCUCACUUUCCAGUGCUGGUGCCUAGCCUCUCAGCUAUUUGAAUUCCAAGCUAUGGGUGCCCAAGCCCUCCAUGUAGGUCCACUGUGUCCCUCUAAUUACAGAAGAGUUUCCUCUGCCAUUUUUUCCCUGACUCUUCCCUUAGACUACACUAUCUCCACUUUUAUUAAACUAUCUUCAUCUGGGCUAGAUCAGUAAGCUCCCUGCCAAUUCUGAAAUCUUGGAACCGACAGACAAGCUUCCUUAAUGCAUGUGGUCUCAGUGCAGCAUUUUAAGAGCUCUCAAAUUUUCAACAUAUUUUUUUACUUCUAUCAGUAUAAAUCCAUGGGCUUUUUUUUCCCCCAAGGGUUCUAUAUAUUGACAGUUUGUUUCCUACCAGUUCCUGGAGGUAUUUUAUUUUAUUUUAUUUUUAUUUUAUUUUAUUUUUCUGCUCCUACUCCUAGAACAAUAAUGAGAAAAAGUGAAUAUUAUAGGUAUUAAUGUAUCAUUGAAAUUUCAAAGGGAAAUAGUAUAUAUAUGUUGUAUUUGGGAUUUUUGUUUUGUUUGAUUUUUGUAGAUAGUCUUUAUUAGUGAAUUAGUAUUCUAUUGAUGUAUAACAUCAUCACAAAAUUACUUUCUCAAAGUCACAUGCAAUUGUAAUCUCAUAUUUUGUCUGAGUCCAUUCCUAGUGGCUAGUCCCAGUUCUUGACCUUGAGGACUACCUCCAAUCACUUUGUUCAUUCAGGAAAGACAGUUUGUCACCUAUGAUUUUUAAAUCUGGAUAAUCCAUUAUAACCUACUUUUGUACUAACUUUUUUUAAUUAAUGAUUUUGGAAUUGUAAAACAUCUUCAAAACUCUUCACAAUUCCCAUACUGUAAUCAUCAGAGGGAAGUCACAGAUCAUGCUCACACUCAGCAGAAGCUUACACAACUUGAGAAUACUAAGAGACAGAAACGACUGUCGCCACACUCUCAAGUGUCCACCUCAGCUACAUGGAGGAAGUUCCUUGAUCACAGUAGUUUUUUAAAUUCUUAUCACAAGUGAAGGUUAAAUUUCAUAAGAUGUUUAUUUUGCAUAAAUGUAGAUUUGUUUGAAAAUAGAAUUAGAGUUAAGCGAGGAUGGCUAAGAAAUGCAUCUUUGAUCAUCUUCAUGGAGUUUUAAAGAUUUGGUAUCCGAACUUCUGUUAAUGGUGGCUGGAAUCUCAAGGGUCUUAGGACUGAAAUGUCUGAGGCUCUGAACACCUCUUUGCUUUACCCACAGCAGAUUGGGAAAAAGAACAGUCUGUUUCUUUCACUCUGACACCAGUCAGCUUUUUGUGCUUUCUCGGUGAUCAGUGGAUUGUUAAAACUCAUCCAGCUUUCUAGACUUGCUACAGUUUGAACUGAAGUGUGUUUAUGUAUGAUACUAAAGGAAACACACAAGCCUGAAAAUACCCUGUCUGGAAAUAAUGAGACCUUGAAGAGACAUUAAUUAACUUCCUAUUUUAAUCUGUGGCAUCUAUGUAGCUUCUAAGUUCUUUUAAAGAAGAUUUAUUUAUUUAUUAUCUAUUUAGAAGAGCCAUAGCUCCUUGAAGUUCUUUCCCAACAAAGCUUAAAUCUGUCAAGUCUGAUUUGUAAUCAAUUACAAAUGUGACGUGGACAGAAAGAUACAUAAGGAAUUUAAAAAUCAAUAUUUGUAUAUCCUUAGUGUUUCAGCACAUCUUCUCACAGCUUAAUUCUUUUAUUACAGCUGAAACUGAGACCCUAAAUAAUGCAUUGAAUUUUUAUACCAUCAGACCCCUGUCUCUAGCCUUCCUUCCUUACAUUAACUCACUGAAUUGAGGGACUUUAAUAGCCAGCCCUGGAAGGUUAUAAUCAGAUAGCACCUUAAUGACUGGAAUAGACUCAAGGAGUUUCAUUUAGGGGAAUUUUAGGCCCAGAGCAAAAAGCACUGAAGCCCACUGGCCAUCCAAACCCUGGUCUGAAGAGUUUGGCAUUACUGACUAGUGAGGAACUUCAGCAUGAUCUGAGCCUGUUACUAGAUGAGAUAACCACUGUGACUCCAGCCAGCCCCUUAUUGCCCAGCUGAAGAACAACAUACAGCUGUCCCUAUUCUACUCUCCUAAUAUUCUGACUCCCACCUUCUUACAGCCUCCUUUUAAAAAUUCCAAAACACCCUUAUCCAGCACAUUGGUAGUUCUGGAGUUAGAAGUCUUCUACCCCCUCAUCUGUUGAUAGACUGAACGGUAUCUUUUCCUACCCUCACAUCUUAUCAGUAUUUUGACUGAGCACUGGAAACAGGAACCAAGAACAUUCAGAAAUGGAAAAUUUUGGCAAAUGUGGCAGAUAUGUUCACACCCUUGUUGCUGCCAGGUGCCAAUGGAUAGAUGGAUAGAACAAUUGGCUGUGGCAAUGCACCAAGGUGUACCCACUCAAGCUGUUGGAGGAGGGAGAGGCCACUUCAGUCGGUGUUAACAGUCCCUGCUUUUGAGGUUUUGCCUUCUGGGGGAAACAGGGACAAUCCCAGCAGCUGCCAGAGCCACUUGUUGCCCUGGGGAAAUUCAUAUAUUAUGUUCCAUCUUUGUUUUUGUGGUUUCAAAAAUAUUUAUGUUAAAGACAGAGUAAAAGAGAAAGAGAGAACUUCCAUCUGAUGAUUCACUUUCCCAAAUGGCUGAAAAGGCCAGGGCUGGGCCAGGCCAAAGCUAAGACCCUAGAACUCCGCUGGCUCUCCCUUAUGGGUGCAGAGGCCACUGUACAUGGGCCAUCUGCUGCUGCUUUCUCAGGACCAUUAGCAGGGGGCUGAAUCAGAAGUGUAACAGAACUUGAACUGCUGCUCAUAUGGGAUGCCAGCAUUGCAGGUGGCUGCUUCAGCCACUGCGCAUCACUGCCAGCUGUACCACGGUUCUUUUAAUCUGUUUUCCUUUCAUCAUUUUGGCCAUCUUCUAGAAUGUAGUUUAAUUGCGGACUUUAUUCCGUGGCUUUCAGGUCAGUUCCUGCAUGCUCUUUUCCUCCCCAGUUCUGACUCUAGUAUGAUUGGACAGCAAAUUUUUAUCUUAAAAUCCUAGAUGACAGGAUAACUUGAUUUCUAUACUAGUGGUUUUACCCCCUUGGUACCUGGCCAAGAAAACCACUUGUGUUUCACUAAGGUAAUUUCUUGUGUUCUUUGCUUUCUGUGUUGAAUUCUCAUUGUUUGCAAAGAGCUGAGUGUUAAUAAGGAAGAUUGCUUUGGGUGUUUACUCAUUUUCCAAUAUUUGGUGAUCACUAUAAGUAUGACUACAUCAGGCCUGUAACUGAUUAACUCACUCUAAGUGGGUGGAUAUUAUUUCACAAUGAAAAGUGUCCUUAUUUUGAACAGUUACUUUGAGGGACUCCUUCCCAUCACUGGCCCAGAGAUUGAAUAGGGACAGUUUCAUAAACCUGUCAGAUAUGUUCUGAGACAUUGUAUCAACAAUUCUGAUUCUUCUCUAAAACCCUAAGCAGUGUUCUUAAAUACAGAUUUCAGACUGCUUUAAAAUCAACGGAAUAGGUAAGAAUGUCCAAAACUUGGGGGGAAAAUCCUGGAACACCUAGAAAGUAUCUAAUGUAAAACAGGACAAAAGUUAAUCAGACUAAAUGAAUUAAUGACAUCUGGGGAUUUCCAUCUUUCAUUUAAAGUGUUGUUGGUUCUAAUAUUUCAAUGUUUCACCUUCUAGGUUCAGGAAAACUGUUCCCGUGAUUUCAGUGGUUUACUGUAUUUUGGUAAAGUGUUGUUCUGUAACCAGAGAAGAAGUGUUUACUUUCUACUCCCUCCACUUAAUUGCUCUAACAUUCAAAAAUUUUUAUAAAUAUGGUAUAUGUGGGGGGGGGCAAUGUGAUUGUCUUCAUGAAUUCAUCAGAAUCUGUUCCAAUAACAGAAUAUAUUUGGAAACAUUGGCAUAUCUAAAUCUCAUGCAUAAAAUGCCUGGCUUGUAGGGUCUUCAGUCUUGCACUGAGUAAAUGGACUUCUCGAAUAUUUUAGCAGAUCCAAAAAUUUCAAAAUACUAGACACUGUAGCUUUAAAAAAAUCUAGUUUUGUCAUAGAUUUGCCUUUUAACUUGGAGAAUUUUCCAAGUGUGAGAUUAUAUGUCAAAGGAAAUUUAGUUACUGUAUUUAAGGCAAAUAGCCAAUCCACAAACUAUAACAUACCUGCUUGUAGACUGUAACUCUGUUCAUUGUUUUUAGACUGCUAACUUGGAGAGUUUUCUGGGUCUGAGACUAACAUGGAUACUCAACCUUUCAUGCUGUACUUACAUGAAUUGUCAGUUAUCAUGUCUACUAUUUGAUUGUAUCUCUAUUCACUAUUUUUAAGAUGUCAACCUGAUUUAUCUUGUGCUUGGUGUUUUCCUAUUUGAGUUGUGUGCCUACUGCCUGUAAGAAGUCUACAGAAGUACAAUUCUCAGCAGGAUAAUGCCUGGCACUUUGAGGUGAUGAUUUGCACCUACAGAAUAAACAAAAGUUACAGAUCGGGAACUCUUCGUGUAUCAAAACAGCUUCACAGGACAGGAAAAUCAAGGGUUGGAUAUGAAGUAGUAACUCUCCCAGAAACUGCAGAAUCAAUAGCACUGCCACAAGGGAGAGGAAUGCUAGUGUGUCAUCAUUGUGGAAUGAGGAGGCACCUGCAAGAUAAAGCUGUGCAAAGAUAAACUGGGCCAGAAUCUAUCAUGGUUCACUUCACAUGCAGCUGUCCAUAUUCUUUGAUCCCCUAUUCCUGAUUCUUCCUUCCUUGUAGCCUCCUUUAAAAUCCCCAAAUCAUCCUCUUUCAGCAGGGUUCCAAAUACUGGGACAGAAGUAUGCUAUACUCUAUCUUCAAUAGAUUAAAUUAUCUAUUUCUUUUAUGCUUAAA